GUUAACUUGGCGAAUUUGCCCGUAAGUGCGGCGAUGGCGGACGAGUUGGACCGUGGCCAAACCGGCCUAAUUAUUCCAGGCAAUACCGUCAAGUCGUUCCGAUCGCGGGUGACCAACUUGGAGGCCAUCUCGUUGUGCAACACGAUGGUCGUGGCUGAGGUGAACGACUUGUACGAAGUCGACCUUCAGUACAACAACGUCGGUGAGCUCGACGACGACGAUCCAGAAAACCAUCUGAAUGCAGCUCGAGCGAUUGCCAAGCUCUUCCUGAACUGCGACGGCUACACAUCAAACCUCGUCAACGUCAACUUGGCCGGCAACGCGCUCAACGACGAGUGUGCCCGCAUCUUGUGCACGGCGCUGGCCGAGAACAAGACGAUCCGUGUGCUAAACCUGCGCCGAAACCCCCUCGGGAACGAAGGAGGGCUCCACGUUGCACGCAUGCUCGAGAUUAACUCGAACCUUGCGGAUCUCGACAUUGGAGACACUGACAUCGGCCACGGCAGUUUGAUUGCGAUCUCGGGAGCUCUCCGCCACAACACUGCCCUCGCCCGCAUCAACUUGGACAAUCCAGUACUCAAAACGCUCGAGGAAGAAGCACUUCAACACGUGGGUAAAAUGCUCCAGGUCAACGCGACGCUGACGCAUGUCAGCUUGUGCAAGCACCAGAUCACAGACGUCGGUGCCCAAGUGCUAGCCGAGCGCCUCCUGGACAACCAUACCCUCACGUGUUUGCAUCUUCGUGCAAAUCGUAUCGGUGGCUUCGGUUCGGAAGCCCUGGCAGCACUGCUUCUCAGUGACUCGCGCAUUGUUGAACUCGACUUGACUGCCAACCGAAUUGGCAAUGACGGAGCACAAGCGUUUGAGACUGUCUUGGGGGUGUCCACCCGUCUGCAGGUGCUGUGUCUCGGGCACAACUCGAUUGAAGACGCGGGGUUGGCCCGACUAGCCAACGGUGUCGCGCGCAACUCGCACUCGGCACUUACCAAGUUGAUCGUGUGGGGCAACGACUUCGGCGACGUCGCUCCAGAGCAAUUCCACAAUUUGUUGCAGCACAACGUAGCCUUGCACACGGACGUCCAGACGUAUGUUGUCGACGGCAAGGUGCAUGUUGCUCAAAAGGAUUCGACAAAAUAACGAACUCGAGUCUUCCAUUCGUG
Aphanomyces invadans is the source of this 1160-nucleotide messenger RNA. RefSeq lists its product as hypothetical. Lineage: Eukaryota; Oomycota; Saprolegniomycetes; Saprolegniales; Verrucalvaceae. The coding region runs from base 34 to 1137 and encodes 367 amino acids. Gene Ontology annotation, cellular component: nucleus; cytosol; perinuclear region of cytoplasm. The transcript has 4 exons. The record is from RefSeq and is a predicted model, not a curated record. Gene Ontology annotation, biological process: nucleocytoplasmic transport; activation of GTPase activity. Gene Ontology annotation, molecular function: GTPase activator activity; small GTPase binding.